CGGAACGAGUUUUUGUCCAUCUGGUUUCUCUUCUCUCUGACUCUAUUUGAGCGUACAUAACCAAAAAGAAACAGCGAGUCGCAAACGCAUAGCCAAAUUUGUCGGAGAGAAAUACUGUCCGAGAAUUUUUUGAUUCAAGAACCUGUUCAUAUAUGUAUGUUAUAUAAAACAGUAUGUCUUGGAUUCUAAACAUUGUGCGUACUGCUGCGAAUGCUACAUGGACACCUCAAGUGACUCCCGUGCGAUUUCGUUACUAUACAGACAAAUUAAAGAAUCCCUAUAUACGACGUUAUGGAUACAAGGAUCCUAUAGAUAUGAGAGGUCUUCUACCUCGUGAGAGCAACAAACGUAUUCUAGAGAUGCCAAUCUAUCGUCCGAAGGACAGCUGGAACGAGAAGAGAGCACUGUUCGGUCAGAACGAUUACAUCGACAUACUGGGUUCCGACAAGAUUCAUCCAACAAGAAUUCUCUACAAUGUUCCAGCUUGGUUAAGAGGCGUUCACGGUAAUGAGUUUCAAGUUUUGUUGAGAAAAAGGAAAAUGCUACAGCACGGUGUAUUUCCACUUGCAAGACCGACAAAAUGGAGAGACUUAAAUAAAAGGAUACGUUAUCUGUAUAAAUUUUUAAAUCGUAAAACUCCAACACGAUAAGUCAUCAGAAAUCAGCUGUAGAUAUUUAUUAAAACAUAAAUUUAAUUCUCUUCAAGUUUUUACAGUAUAUUUGAAAUUUCUGGAAGGUGUUGCGCGCGUUCUUACAUCCUUUUCUUUUAUCUUGCGAAAACCGUUUAUAUGUAAAAUGUUAAUCAAAAACGUUUUUUUUUUGUGUGUAAUAAUAAUUAUAAUAAUAAAAAUUAUAAAGUAAUAAAUUGUUUCUAUUGACAAGUAAUUUAU
Pseudomyrmex gracilis is the source of this 890-nucleotide messenger RNA. RefSeq names its product 39S ribosomal protein L51, mitochondrial (gene mRpL51). Lineage: Eukaryota; Metazoa; Arthropoda; Insecta; Hymenoptera; Formicidae. The record is from RefSeq and is a predicted model, not a curated record. Bases 174 to 650 code for a protein of 158 amino acids. Gene Ontology annotation, molecular function: structural constituent of ribosome. The transcript has 2 exons. Gene Ontology annotation, cellular component: mitochondrial large ribosomal subunit. Gene Ontology annotation, biological process: translation.